Molecule: messenger RNA, 1201 nt
Organism: Larimichthys crocea (large yellow croaker)
Lineage: Eukaryota; Metazoa; Chordata; Actinopteri; Sciaenidae
Gene: rplp0
Product: ribosomal protein, large, P0
Exons: 8
Coding region: 195-1139 (314 amino acids)
Biological process (GO): cytoplasmic translation; ribosome biogenesis; ribosomal large subunit assembly
Cellular component (GO): cytosolic large ribosomal subunit
Molecular function (GO): large ribosomal subunit rRNA binding; structural constituent of ribosome
Source: RefSeq, a predicted model, not a curated record
GGUAGAGGUGGUUGGCAUAGCAACUAUCCAAUAGCCGUGCAGCUACGACCGUAGCUUCUCUGUGAUUGGUCCAUAUCUGGUAUAUAUAGUUCGUGCGCCUUUCUUCUUCCUCUUUCUUUCACGCGACCCUAUCGUAAUAGGUACUACCUUGUCUUUAAACCAGCUGUUAAGCGAUCCUUGGAAGCACUGCAAAGAUGCCCAGGGAAGACAGGGCCACGUGGAAGUCCAACUAUUUUAUGAAAAUCAUCCAACUUCUGGAUGAUUAUCCAAAAUGCUUCAUUGUGGGUGCAGACAAUGUGGGCUCCAAGCAGAUGCAGACCAUCCGCCUGUCUCUGCGCGAGAAGGCUGUGGUGCUGAUGGGUAAAAACACCAUGAUGCGCAAAGCCAUCCGCGGUCAUCUGGAGAACAAUCCCGCCCUGGAGAAGCUCCUGCCCCACAUUAAAGGAAAUGUAGGCUUUGUCUUCACCAAGGAGGAUCUGGCUGAGGUCCGGGACCUGCUGCUGGCCAACAAGGUACCUGCAGCUGCCCGUGCUGGAGCCAUCGCCCCUUGUGAUGUGACUGUGCCUUCCCAGAACACUGGUCUGGGUCCUGAGAAGACCUCUUUCUUCCAGGCUCUGGGUAUCACCACCAAGAUCUCAAAGGGAACCAUUGAAAUCUUGAGUGACGUCAGUCUGAUCAAGACCGGCGACAAGGUUGGUGCCAGCGAGGCCACGCUGCUCAACAUGCUGAACAUCUCGCCCUUCUCCUAUGGGCUCAUCAUCCAGCAGGUGUAUGACAACGGCAGCGUUUACAGUCCUGAGGUGCUCGACAUCACUGAGGCUUCUCUGCAUGCCAGGUUCCUGGAGGGUGUGAGGAACAUCGCUAGCGUGUGUCUGGAGAUCGGUUACCCCACUUUGGCCUCUGUACCCCAUUCUGUCAUCAAUGGCUACAAGAGAGUCCUGGCUGUUGCUGUGGAGACAGACUACUCCUUCCCUCUGGCAGACAAGGUCAAAGCCUUCCUGGCUGACCCGUCUGCUUUUGCUGCUGUCGCAGCACCUGCAGCUGCUGCAGAGACAGCUGCAGCCCCAGCUGCCAAGGAGGAGGUUAAGGAGGAGUCUGAGGAAUCAGACGACGACAUGGGCUUCGGUCUGUUCGACUAAGAAACACAGCGAACAGAACAUGAAUCAAAUAAUACCAUGAUUCAAUAAAAACUGAAAACUAU